GUGCUACGCAGCGCAGCUACGAACGGCCGUUUGGAGCCGAGGACGCCCGUCCGUUUCUCAGCCAUUUGGACUAUCGUAACAGGUCACCGCUCUCCUACUUACAUACUCCUACGUACUAGUUUCUCUCUCUGUGUGUAUACCUACUGAGGCUUCUUCUAUUCUGUUAUUAUUGUACACAAGAGAAGAAGAGGAGAGCCAUGUCCUCCUCCAUGCCCAUCCCCAAACGCAAACUCCCGCGCUCCGUCAUACCCUCGAGCUCCUCCCCAUCUGGCUCUCUGAGCAGCAGCAGCGGAUCUUCUUCAGCAUACUAUUCUCCGCCUACGAAUUCGAGUUCAUGGAAAGGGAAGAGUAAAGUUCCAAUUUCAGGUUCUCCGGCUACGACUUCGCCGCAACCCGAGAGCUGGCUCCUCUCUCCUCGACGACCGAGUCUCUUGGGAAGCUCAUUGAGUAAAAGCGAGUAUACGGUGAUUAAUCUGGGACAUGAUGAGGGUUUGAGACUUGUGAGUUGUGUGAAGAGUAGUCAGGGGUGGGAUUGGAAUCAAGAACUCUUCCUCCCCUCAUACGCCGCAAACGAGUACGUCGACGAGGACUUGGAACAUCGUCCGGAUCCUGUCGAGGAGAUUGUUUUGACGGAUGAGGAGGCUGAGAGGAUGAUGCCGAGGUGAAGGCAGUCAGGACUGAUACAGGACUUGAGAUGGAGGAGAACAAGAGAUGGGUUUGUUUAAAAUUGGAAAUGUAUAGCGAUUGAGCACGGUGCUAUCAGGCGAGACUUAUAACUGCUACUGUUUGGGGAGGGUUUCGGCGGCGCUGGAAUUGGGAAUGAGGUUCAUUGGUAUUGCUUGGAAAUGGACUGGAUGCGUAAGACGCUCAUACAGCUAUGGGAUUCUGGACUAUGGAAGGGCUGUGGCAUAUACAGGUGUCGGAAUUGGAGUAGAUAGGCUCAUUCAUGUGGGUUUGCUUUUGGUAGGAGCGAACACUGCACUCCUUGGGCUGAGCGUGCACAAUUCGCACAUCGUUGUCUCCUACAGCGACUUUCCCGA
Molecule: messenger RNA, 1040 nt
Organism: Cercospora beticola
Lineage: Eukaryota; Fungi; Ascomycota; Dothideomycetes; Mycosphaerellales; Mycosphaerellaceae
Source: RefSeq, a predicted model, not a curated record